Messenger RNA from Microthlaspi erraticum, 711 nucleotides. The record is from the annotation of a GenBank genome assembly. NCBI's taxonomy places the organism in Eukaryota, Viridiplantae, Streptophyta, Magnoliopsida, Brassicales, Brassicaceae.
AUGUCCAUGAACAACCGUGUUCUCCGUGGAAACGAGAGAUGUCCAUCGUGUAGAUAUUCUCCUUACACUUCAAAGCAAGUCCCUAAUUUCACCAAUGAAAAGAAGAAACAGAAAGAGGAGGCUGCACGACUCGGAGCAGAGCUCUCGCUCUACGUGGCUGAAGUAAUGUUCCUAUUAUCUGAUGACAUGCGUUCUUUGUUACGCUUCUGUUAUUGGCUAUUGAGCUUUGUAGGGAAGCAACAAGUUAACGGCCCCGUGGUAGGAAGAUUGUUUGUUGUUAUUGAACAUGUGUUUGAAACAUAUAUCCAACCCAAGAAUAGGGUUUAUCAGGAUGGUGGCAAAUCCAUCCAAUGGGAACUGGUGGGAACGUUUGGCGAGGAUUUUUCUCAUGGGCUUGGAGGUAUGCUUCACAUUGUUUCCAUCCUCAGAAUGAGCGGACGAGUGAGUCCGCCUGGUCUGUUAUACUACGGGCAAAAGCUGAAGAAGCUAGAGGACAAGUUGACAUGUGCCAGACAUAUUUCCGAAGCCAAUGGGUUUGCGAAAGAAGCCAUACAACCUUACAUUGUUAACUUGUGGAAGUCUCUCUUGGAACCAAUAACAAGACCUCCACUGGUGCACCCUAUGGUUAGAUUUAUUGAGCUGUUAAGGCCUCUCUCAAACGAAAAAAACAAGGAUUCUUGCUGUAGUGGUCUUGCUUCUUUACGCAUAUGA